UCAUUCAAACUGCAGAUUGGUCCCAUCAGUAAUGUCGGCCCCAUUUUGGGGUCACCCUCAUUCAGCGUUCACCAUUGUUGACAUUUCAAGAUUUCUCUUGAAAAUGGUUGGGCUGACCUAUCAUUACCUCUCCUGGGCUCGUCGUUCCCAUCCUCUCUGGCCAGGAUUAUCCAUCCUAAUUCGAUACUAGUGUCCCAUCGCCCGUGCCACCCCCCAUCCGACCCGCCUACUUGCCCUAUCCCACGGUCAGAGCCCGUUCAAUCCCCAUCCGCAUCGGACUCUCUGAAUCUCUCGUGAUCGAGUGCGGGCUGCCUCCCCAUCAUCAUGUGCGGCUAAUCGCGGUUCAUGCCCGAACGACGACGGUCAUGUCCCGUUGGGGCUCAUCCGCCGCCCAUCCAAUCAUCGCUAUCCGUCCUGGGCCCAUCGCCUCGCCGCCACCCUCCUCCGCCUCCUCCGCAUCUUUCUCCUCAUCUUCAUCUGAUUCGGGCGCCGGCCUGGCCGCGCCCGCCCACGCCCUGAUUCCCGGCCACCCGCCCUCGACUCGACUCGGCCAGGCAGGGCCGCCACUCAGCCGCGUCAAUUUCUGCGCCAUCCAGAUCGAGCUCGACAGUCCAGCGCCGGAAUUGAGCCCCGACAUCUCGUACAAUCGGGGCAAAUCGCUGGAGGACGUUUUUGACACGCUCACGCUCCGCCCGCCUCACGAUCCGGAAGUGGGAUUGGCCCGCGCUCGCCGAGCCCGUGGGCGUCGGAGUCACUCGACCUUGACCAUCACCACGUUUCGCAACUGGGAUUCCACCAUGAGCGUCAGCCGUGAGGCGUCCACUUCGAAAGAGAGCUCUCCGCCGGAUGACGGGCCCGACGCCUCGUUGUGUCUGGGUGCGUCUGUGGCCUCGGCCGUAGCUUCAAGUGUGUCGCGAGCCGCCUCGGUCGUAAGUUCGGCCGAAACCGGCGAGGACGUGCUCAAGUUCGUCUCGGGCAAUCCAUUUGUCGAGGUCACCAAAGGCGUGAUUCAUUUGUACAAGGAGAAUCAGGCCACGUCGCUGGAAGAUGGCGUCAUUCGCAGUCCCAUGUUGUGCAUUUUAGGCGUUCCGUCCAAGAUCAAGACGCUGGACUUGCUGCAGUUCACGGCGCCGUCUCGGGAGGAUUUGGAAAUGAUGCGGAUCAUCCAGGAUGGCAGCCCCAAUCAGUAUAUGGUGUUGUUACGGUUCAAGUGUCAAGAACCGGCCGACGAGUUCUUUCAGGCCUUCAACGGGGCCCGCUUCAACUCAAUUGAGGAAGAUGUGUGCUCGUUGGUGUACGUGAGCAAGGUCGAGACUUGCCGCGAAUCCGAGUAUUACCCGUUGGCUGGACAUACGGAAUUGCCGCUCUGCAGUAUUUGCCUGGAAAAAAUGGACGAGUCCAUCUCCACGGUAUUGACCAUCCUAUGUAACCACACGUUCCAUGGGUCUUGUUUGGCCCAAUGGAGUGAUUCCACUUGUCCCGUGUGUCGCUACAUUCAGACCCCGAAUCGGGUGGAGGAGGAGAUCUGCUCCGAGUGCCAAAGCUCUGACGAUUUGUGGAUGUGUCUCGUGUGCGGUUACGUGGGAUGCGGCAGGUAUGUGGGCGGGCAUUCGCACGCUCACUUUAAAGACACGGGUCACAAUUACACCCUGGAACUGGGUCAGAAUCGCGUGUGGGACUACGUAGGUGAUAAUUUCGUCCAUCGAUUGGUUCAAACGGACGGUUGUGAUGGCAAGUUUGUGGAGGCCCAAGAGGGGCCUCAUGCCCACGAGGGUAAACAAAGUAGUGGGAAAACCGUGGAUGGCGUGUCCGUCAAUUCCGACGAGAAGAUGGACUCGAUCCAAUUGGAGUACACAUAUCUGUUGACCUCGCAAUUGGAGGCUCAACGUAGAUAUUACGAGGAGAAGAUCUCGCGGAUGGAAGAGAGCGCCUCGCAAGAAAUGGAAGAGGUGGUGAGUCGAGCUCGCAAGUCUGUGGAGGAGAGCAAGCAAAUGGAGGUUAAGUUGCUCGUGCUCUCAAAGGAGAAGGCCAAAAGCGACCAGAAGCUCGCCCAAAUGAACUCCAAGUUCCAGAAACUGCACCUUGAGCUCCAAGAAGAGAAGCAGAUGAACGAGAGCUUGCGACGAAAUCAGGGCGAAUACCAGAAACGCGUGGAUCGCUUUGAGAAUCAACUCUUGGAUGUGAAGACGGCCAAGGACGCGGAAGUCAAGGAGCUGCAAGAGCAAAUGCGUGAUCUCAUGUUCUAUAUGGAAGCUCAGCAGAAGAUUGCUCAGUCGCCGAUGCGAGACGAGAUUCAGAACGGAGACGUCUCCGUUGGGUCCAAUGAUGCGGCGGAGACGUUCACGGGAGCGGUUCGGAAAAGUCAAAAGAAACGGAAAGGCAAGUGAGAUCGCUGAUUAAAAAUCAUCACCACCACCUACCGGGCUAAUUAGUCAAAGCCGUUGACUGCUUUUCCAAUUCUUCCUCACACAAAUAUUACGCGAUUAAAACGUUUUAAGAAGGCAAUAACACUCUACAAAUAUCAUCGAUAUCAGUAAUGAAAACAGUGUCAUUGUGUGAAAGUAUAGUGGUUGGAUGUAUAUUCUCUUUGACUGGU
Tigriopus californicus is the source of this 2596-nucleotide messenger RNA. Its product is annotated as BRCA1-associated protein-like. Bases 366 to 2387 code for a protein of 673 amino acids. The transcript is spliced from 3 exons. Gene Ontology annotation, molecular function: ubiquitin protein ligase activity; zinc ion binding. Lineage: Eukaryota; Metazoa; Arthropoda; Copepoda; Harpacticoida; Harpacticidae. Gene Ontology annotation, biological process: Ras protein signal transduction; protein ubiquitination. Gene Ontology annotation, cellular component: cytoplasm. The record is from RefSeq and is a predicted model, not a curated record.